This is a messenger RNA of Phyllotreta striolata, 434 nucleotides long. The record is from the annotation of a GenBank genome assembly. Lineage: Eukaryota; Metazoa; Arthropoda; Insecta; Coleoptera; Chrysomelidae.
AUUACUAGUAGUGACAUUGACAGAUGUCAAGCUAACUUCCUCUUUCUUCUCCUGAAAACAAGACAAAAUGGUGAACGUUCCGAAACAAAGGCGUACAUUUUGCAAAAAAUGCAAAGUCCACAAGCUGCACAAGGUGACGCAGUACAAGAAAUCCAAGGAACGUCACGCUGCGCAGGGUAGAAGGCGUUAUGACAGAAAACAGCAGGGUUUCGGUGGUCAAACUAAACCUAUUUUCAGGAAGAAGGCAAAAACCACCAAGAAAAUCGUGUUGAGGAUGGAGUGUGCAGAUUGCAAGUACAGAAAGCAGUUCCCUUUGAAGAGAUGCAAGCACUUCGAACUUGGAGGUGACAAGAAGCGCAAGGGCCAGAUGAUCCAGUUCUAAGUUUACUUGUUUUUCUUAUAAGGUGGACAUAAAUAAAAAAUUAGUUUGUAAA